AUGAAGUCCUUCACCCUCGUCGCCGCCGCUGUGCUCGCUGCUGGUGUCUCUGCCCAGUACUCAGCCGGCUCUGUCUCAACACCUGUGCCGACUUCGAUCCCCGGCGGCUGCAACCCAGCGCACCCAGGCUCAUGCCCCACGCCGUACAGCGCAAGUCAGGUAUCGGUCAGCAAGCCCGCCUCUAGCAAGCCCGCGUCCAGCAAGGCCUCGUCUGCGCCGCCUGCCUCGGGCUCCAUCACCACGACCAUCACAGCGAAGGCUGGGUGUCCUACCGGCCCUGCACCUGAUGUCAUCGUCACGCGCUCCAACGCUCCCGUGCCGUCGUGCGAGGCCGGCAAAAACGCCACCAAGCCUUCCAUUAUGAGCAUGCCUGGGUACGGUCCCCCUGCACCGUCUGCUGGCUCCGGCAGCGGGAGUGGAAGCGGUUCCAACUCUGGCUCUGGCUCUGGCUCUGGCUCUGGCUCUGGCUCUGGUUCUGGCUCUGGCUCUGGUUCUGGCUCUGGCUCUGGUUCCGGCUCUGGCUAUGGCUCCAGCUAUGGCAGCAGCGGAAACGGCACCAAAUCCACCAGCACCUCAAGCAGCAAUCUCCCCGAGUUCACCGGCGCCGCUGGCCGCAACAUGGCAUCUGGCGCGCUCGUCGUGCUGGCUGGUGUCGCUGCCUACCUGCUCUAG
Ascochyta rabiei is the source of this 672-nucleotide messenger RNA. RefSeq lists its product as uncharacterized. The transcript is spliced from 2 exons. The record is from RefSeq and is a predicted model, not a curated record. Lineage: Eukaryota; Fungi; Ascomycota; Dothideomycetes; Pleosporales; Didymellaceae. The coding region runs from base 1 to 672 and encodes 223 amino acids.